Messenger RNA from Pomacea canaliculata, 36070 nucleotides. Its product is annotated as microtubule-actin cross-linking factor 1-like. Gene Ontology annotation, molecular function: microtubule binding; structural molecule activity; calcium ion binding. Lineage: Eukaryota; Metazoa; Mollusca; Gastropoda; Architaenioglossa; Ampullariidae. Gene Ontology annotation, cellular component: membrane; cytoplasm; cytoskeleton. The record is from RefSeq and is a predicted model, not a curated record. Bases 955 to 34161 code for a protein of 11068 amino acids. The transcript has 85 exons. Gene Ontology annotation, biological process: wound healing; intermediate filament cytoskeleton organization.
GCGAGGUUUUCCUUUUCUCCACAUCAUCCCCGCGCAAGGUUAACGUCCUUGUCGCCAGGGCUUUCAAACUUUCGCUUGUUUUCAUGCACGGUCAAUGAAGACCAGCUGCAUCGGUGGGUUUACUCGCUACCACAGCACUACACUCAUCUCAGUGCGCCUGUUUGUGCAAGGGACCUUUUUUCUUCAACGAAUGACAACCAUGUUGAGUGCAGCAGACGACAGCUUGGUGCGUGCGCAUUCGGGACACAGCAAAGGCACAAGGGCAGGCGAGACAGUACUUUCGGAGUAAUAUAUUUCGACAGCCGACGUUUUCAAGCUUGUUUUGCAGGAUUUCGGAGAGUCUGGGGUGUGUGUGUAUAUGAUGAUUCGGGACUUCCUUGGGUUCAUCGAAGUACAGACGUGUGUGUGUUUGAGUGCUUCGUGUACCGACCGGAGGGCGAAAUGAACUCGGGUUCAGAGUGAGUUCUAAAGAUAGCAGUGAUAACCCAUCUCGACCCUUCGUCUACCGAGAAAUACACGUUUUUCGUCUUUUCGUGGCUUGCCAAAACAAGAACAAGAAAAGUUCCAACAUUAAAGGGGCAUAGAACGAUACACUUAAAUAAGAGCUGUGCGUAUGUGGCAUGCUCCACAACCUACAAUAGCGCCCAGGCCAUUCGCUAUUGUUGACCACAGCGCUGAUGUGUGUGUGAGGGUGGACAGUACACACACACUGGAAUGAUACGGCUUUGUAGAUAAAGGAAUCGUGUUAUAGUGUUCCAAAGAAUACCUUUUGCUGACUGCUGGCCUGAACUUUCGAGCGACGCAGGUCCAGUCAUUUCGUCUCUGCGAAGCAUUGUCCGAUGAAGACCUGCCCUGUCAGGAUUCCAGUAGCUGUGUCCGUUUUGGAACUGAGAGAGUGCAUGUGGGGUACGCCUGGAGAAUAAAUAACCUCGUUAUAACAUCAGAUGCAGCACAAUGUUCAGCUGCUGUUCUCCUCGAAAAAAGAAGAAAAAGUCCAAGAAAGGGAAAUACGAAGAACCUUUAUUGAAGGAAAGAGUUUCAGAACAGUCGCCAGAAAAGAGACAUGAUGAUCAGAUCUCUGAUGUGGUCGUCCCAGGCCAGGAAGAUAUAUCAGCCCGAGAAGCUUUGCUGCUUUGGUCACGCCGCACAACAGAGGGCUAUCCAGGCGUAAAAAUCAAAGACUUUUCUUCUUCCUGGCGUGAUGGCAAAGCAUUCCUUUCUAUCAUCCAUAGAAAUAGGCCAGACCUUAUUGACUUCCGGCAAGCCCGCAGCAAUAGCAACAAACAGAACCUGGAACUGGCCUUCACUGUGGCAGAGAAAGAGUUUGGUGUCACAAGACUUCUUGAUCCAGAAGAUGUGGACGUUCCCAACCCUGAUGAGAAGUCCAUUCUUACUUAUGUCUCCUCUUUGUAUGAUGUUUUUCCCCAAGUGCCUAGUGUAGAACAGUCUCUAAGAGACAAUGAGCGACAGUUAAAGGUUGAGGAAUAUCGCGACCUGGCCUCUUCCUUGCUGAGAUGGCUUUCUGAUGUAACUGUUUUCAUGCAGAAUCGCACCUUCCCUGCCACCAAAAUGGAAAUGAAGGCACUACUGACAGAGUUUAACAAAUUCCGUUCAGAGGAUGUUCCUGUCAGGCUGGAAUCCAAAAGAAAGCUGAUGAGACUCUAUGAUGAAAUACAGUCCUUGACAUCUGACAUGUCACAGUUGGGUAUCUCAGAAGACAUUUCUCCCCCAAAUCUGGAACGUUUCUGGAACCGAUUCAUGCAAGCACAGCAAGAAAGGGACAUGGCACUUCAAGCUGAAAUAGUCAGGUUGGAACGACUAGCACGUAUGGCAGAAAAAAUUCAGAGGGAGAGUAAGCAAGCAGGUGAGAGCUUGCAUGACCUUGAAAGGCAGAUUCAGGAGGCAGAAGUAAGAGGCGACAAGCAGCACCCCUAUGAGGCCAAACACAACUGUGAUGCUAUGGACCGUGCAUUGCAUACCAUAGAGGAGAACUUGAGGGCCAUGUUCCGUGAUGUUCAAACUCUUCAGGAUAACCAUUUCCCCCAGUCUCAGCAGCUGUAUACCAGAAUAUCAGAACUGCAGUCCAGAGUGUCAUCUUUGCGAACAAGACUGUACAGUGGAGUGGUUCAGCCUUUGCUGUCCCGAGCAUAUGUUGAGGAGGGUCGCACAGUAACAAGACGCACAGAAAUAAUGACAGAAGUCAGGCUGGUUGACACAAAUCCUGCCUUCAGGCAUGUACAAGAUUGUCUUGACUGGAUUGAAGCACAGCAGCAAAUGAUAGUAGGCCAGGACUACAGCAGUGACCUACAACAGGUACAGGAACAACUCCGCACCCACCGCAAGACCCACCAAGAGGUCACCACAUUCCGUGCUCAGAUUGACAGAUGCAUUUCGGACAGAAAAAGUCUUUCAGCUGAGGAACAAAAGCUGUAUACACAAAAACUCUCCAGUGUUGAAGUAGCUUAUUCCCUUUUAUUGAAUACAUCCAGUCGACGUCUGAAGUUCCUGGAGUCACUGAGUGAAUUUCUCCAGGGGGCAACUGCAGAACUGACAUGGCUGGCAGAGCGUGAAGAGGUGGAGGUGACACGUGAUUGGGUCAGCAAAGACCUGAACCUCGCUGAUUUGGAUGACCAUCAUAAGAACUUGAUACGCCAAGUUGAAGCUCGGGAGCGACAUUUCAAUGCUGUUCAAGAGAAAGGUGGGGCCAUGAUCCUAGACAGGCAUCCAGCAGCCAGUAUGGUGGAGGUUCUCAUGGCAAGUCUGCAGGCUCGUUGGUCCUGGCUUUUGCAGCUCGUAACUUGUCUUGAUGCUCAUCUCAAGCACACCAUUGCUCACAACCAGUUUUUCGAAGAAGCUCGCCACUGUGAACAGUGGAUGGCAAGGCACACAGAGCUGCUUCAGAAUCGAUUUGCCCGUGACAACAUUCCAAUGGAGCAGGCUGAACUGCUUAUUCGUGAACUCCAGGAGCUGCAGGAGCAACUUCGAGAGUAUGAGCGACGAAUUGCAAGUCUUACCAUGUCGGCUCCCAGCAUCAUUCCUCUGUCUCUUCGUGCACAGCCAGUUCGUUCACCCCUGCGACUCCGAACACUGUGCUCUUGUCAUCUACCUGAGGUAAAUCUUCAAAGGGGAGAGGAAUGCUUCCUUAUUAGCAACAGCCAACUGGUCAAGUGGCGGAUCAAAACAUUGAAAGGAAUUGAAACUGAGUGCCCAUCAGUAUGUCUAUUGAUUCCACCUCCAAAUCAAGAUGCUAUCGACUAUGCAAACAGACUGAAGCGUCAGCAUGAUCACCUUUCAAACUUAUGGAAAAGUCAGCACCGCAAGCUGCGCUUCAGCACAAUUUUUGCAACCAUUGAGCAGAUUAAAGCCUGGGAUAUCAAAAAGUUUCUAGCCAUGGAUCCUUCACAACGAGAGAAUGUGUGGCGAGCGCUGAAGGAAGAUGGUGACAAGCUUAUUGCUGAAAGCAGCAAUUUACAGGAUCGCGAUUCUCGCCACCUGCAAGAAGCAAUGACUGAGUGUCAACAUAUUUUCCAGAAACUGUCUACUGAAGCAGCUGCUAAAGAAGGAAAGCGGAGUAUGACAGCAGCACAGACAAUGUUGCAGCAGCUGGAGACGGCAAAUCGUGAACUGACAAUCUGCGAUCAACAGAUCUCUGCCCUAGUGCACAAACCUUUGCCACAGAACAACUUGGGGGUGCAAGAUGCAUUUCGCAAAUAUAGGGAAUUCCAAGGUCGCUUUGAAACACAAGAAAAAGAGAUUGUGGUUCUUGAGAAAGGGUGCCAGAAACUCCACCCUCCAUCCACCCAGGUGGAGUCCAAAUUGAAACUGGUUAUCCAUAGGUCUCAGCAGAUACGUGCCAUCUCUCACAUAUACCUGGACAGAUUGAAGAGUUGUGAGGUGGUUGUUUCUGGCCUCGAUGAUGUGAAACAGAUGAUACAUGAUUACCAGCAUACUCUGGCUUCCCAAGAUAAUGCCACCUCAGAUCUAAGCUCUCUUAAACUGGCUCACACAGAACUCACAGAUGUGCAGACAUCCAUGAAGCAGCAGCAACCUCGAAUUGAACAUCUGAAAAGUGAUGUCAGCAGUCUGCGAGUUCUGGUGGAGAAAAGCCGAUCUGGUGUCACUAGUCAUCAUGAUCUGGACGCUGUGGAGAGAGAGGUGAUCAACCUAGCCAGUCAGUGGGCUACAGUCAGCUCCCAAGCUGCAGAGAGGCUGCAGAUGGUCAGAUCCAUUCAGGACUUGUUGUCCAUGUAUGAACAUGGUCUGGGGGCAGAAGAGCAGUGGCUAGAGCAGAUACAGAAGACUGUAGCCAGUCAACCACCGCUGACCGGUGAUGUGGUGGAUGCCAAGAAUCAGCUACAGACAACCAUGGCCAUCUACAACAGACUUGUGGAGCGGAAGCAUCAAAUAGAAGCUGUCAAUCGCCUGGGAGGGCAGUACAUCCGAGAGGCCAAGAUAUUUGAAAAGAAACAAACAAAAUACCGGCAAAGUGUGGAGUCUGCAGAUUCAAGCCCUGUUAUCUCAAAGAAACGCUCAAAGCAGAUAGAUGGAGCUGAAGUAGUGAAAAAUGAGUUGGACUCCCUUAAUCAAAGAUACAUGGAGAUGGUCUCUUGGACAGAUGCUCGCCUCAAACAAAUCAAUACAUCCCUGCUGCAAGCAGAUAUUGAUGUACAGAUUGGGGUUGAUGAGGACGUUCCACUUCUACGUACAUUCCGAGCAGAAUUGACCAAGCGUUCAUCCAUGUUAGUGGAUGAAGAUAUGCAAGAAUUCUUCAUGCACCUUCAUGAAUUUGAAGGCUAUGGCAGCCAGCCCUCUAACUACUUUGGGGUGCCUGGACAGACAUACAUUAGUCAGGUUACCAUUCGGCCCGAAACUACGGCUUCUGCAGAACUGUCUUUACCAGAACAGACAUUCCGCGUCAGCUUGUUAGGGUCAAACCAAGCACAAAAGCAGAAGGCUACAUCAGGCUCCCAUGCACUCACACAGUUGUCAGCAUCGCUGAAGGCUUUGCAAGAGUCUGCAAUUUCAAUAACCCCACAGUCGGUGGGAGCCACAACAGCCAGCAGUAGCUAUCAACAGACUAUGAUAACAAUCUCACCUACUACUGUUUCUCCUCGGGGUCAAGUGCUACAUGUCACAGCAGUGCUAAACCCAGUGACUUCUCAAAAGGUCACAUUGGUGGAAGCCCUACAUUCAGGUCUGAUUGACCCCCAGACUCAGAGUUACUGUGACCCAAGGUCAGGAAAGAAACUGGCACUGGCUCAGGCAGCCAAGCAAGGUUUUAUCGAUGAAGUUCUUCACCGACAGCUGACAUCACCCUCUGGUCUUCAUGAUCCAGUGAGUGGCCAGGAAAUGUCCCUGAUUGAAGCCAUUCAGCAAAAGUUAUACAUCCCCGAGACGAACAUGAUCAAGGACAGUGUGGCUGGUGAAAUUGUGCCUGUGAUGGAAGCACUAGCACGGGGCAUCAUUUCAGAGUCCUGCUCGCGAGUUCUUAUUGGGGAGGCAGUGAAUCUGACCUCAAUUACUCACACCCAGGCUCAUUUUGCUAAGAAUGAACCCCUCAACGUAGAGGUGUCAUUAAGUCUAGCCCAGGCUGUUGAGGAAGGACUAUACAAUGCCAAGACAGGCCAUCUUCAGGACCCAGUUUCCUGCAGAGACAUGACACUUCUGAGUGCCUUUGAACGAGGCUUCAUCAACCCUGCUUAUCAUGAAGUUCAAGACCCAACAACAGGACACUUUAUUACUCUUCUGGAGGCUGUAACUAAUCGGAUUGUAGAUCCAGAGAGGGGUGUUUUCAUCAGUGGCGCCUCCCAGCACCAGCUGCCUCUUGAUGAAGCUACAACACGAGGAUUUAUUCGGAAGCCUACCUCUCUCUCUGAUAUUGUAGACAGUGGCAGUCUGGCAGAAAAUGGCUUGGUCUAUGACACUUCUACUGGCCAGAUGAUUACAUUCCAAAAUGCUGUGGAUUCUGGUAUUCUAGAUGGAGACAAAAAGUGCAUUUUAGAUCCAUCUACCAGUGAAGCAUUGUCCAUCUCAGAAGCAAUCAAGAAAGGUCUUUUAACACCGCAGGGCAGUGUUAGAGUACCAAACUCCAACAAGGUACUCCCUGUGUUUGAAGCUCUGCAAAAAGGUGCAAUUAAGCUUGUGAAAGAGGAUAUUUCUUUUUCCAAAACUUCUGUCAAAGACAUGAAAUCUGACAAAAUGAUAACAAUAUCAGAGGCUCUGAAAAGUGGUGUCAUUACACCUGCUGGCAGGUUUUUAGAUAAGAAAACUGGAAGGGAGAUGAGCCUUCAGCAGGCUGUUGAAAAGGGGUUGAUAGAGAGGUCAGCAGCCCACGAACUGACCCGAACCACCAGUCUUUGUGAUGCCACUGGAAAGAACCUGUCCUUUUUGGAAGCAGUGCAGAAAGGACUGAUUGAUUCUGAGAAGGGUCUUGUGAAGAACAUUAAGACUGGCAUCAAAGUGACUUUCCAAGAGGCAUCUGCACAAGGUUUGGUGUCUGCUGAUGAUGCUAUAUCUCUCCUUGGCCUCAUUACUCCAGUCAUGACAUCUACAACCAUUUUGACUCAAAUCCAGCCUUCUCAUACAGGUGUUACUGUCACAUCAAUCUCAAUAGCAGAGGCCACCUCAAAGGGGUUGUUGGAUGAAAAGACUGGUUAUUUCCGAGACCCUGCCACUGGUAGAACCAUGCUGGUGGAGGAUGCUAUUCAGAAAGGUCUCCUUCGUCUGUCUUCAGAAUGGCCCACUCCAUCAGUUUUGCCAUUAGAAGUUAAUGAAACAGAUACGACACAAUCAGAUCAGAUAUCACAUUAUAUUUCUGAAACCUUUGUGACAGACAUGUCUGGGGGCAUUAAGAAGACUAUUCCGAUUGAACCUGGCUCAAAGAAGUUUGAAUCUGGCUACAUGACAAAAACAGACACUCACUUCGCCUUCACUACAACCACUUUGUCCAAACCAUUACAGAGCCUUUCUGUGAUAAGUGAAAAACGACAGGUCACGCUGCAGUCUGUGAUUGAUCCCAGAAGUGGCCAAGAACUGGAUGUCGAGGAAGCUUCUAGAAAAGGUUUAAUUGACCUUAGCAAAGGUUUGUACUGCAUUGCUGAAACAGGAGAGAGAAUACCACUGAAUGUUGCAAUUGAAAAGGGUUUUGUGAAGGCUGAGAAGACCAGCAAAGAUAUAAGUAGUGAGGAAAAGUUUCAAACCAUCAAGGAAACAAGAGCUUUCUCGAUCACUGGAAUUGUCCACCCAAAAAGUGGUGCAAGGUUGACAGUCAGCCAGGCCAUCCAGAACGGCAUCCUUGACCAGGAGAAAGGUGUGUAUUAUGGUCUGGAUGAGAUGGACAGGUAUACACCGAUGCCCAUCAGUGAAGCUAUAGGGAGGGGGCUUGUGAUAGCUGAGGAUAUUGGAACUUCAGUUGAAGGACCAUCCUCGUAUGUGCGAGAGACCAAAACAUUUAUAUUGAAGUCAGUUACACACCCUAUCACAAAGAAACAGCUGACCCUCCCAGAGGCCAUCACAGCAGGGGUCAUCAAGGAAUCUGAAGGCCUUUAUAUUAACCCCAUCACUGGUUCAAAAAUGCCAAUUCAUGAAGCUAUUGAGAAGGGUCUGAUUCUAGCAGAACUUACAUCAGUCUCUGCAGAAACUGAUGUGGACAUCAACAAGGUCACCACUACUAAACUGACAACAUUGUCAGUGACCGCUGUCAUUGACCCAAGGAAUGGCAAGAUCCUUCCAGUCUCCAAGGCCAUAGCUGAAGGAAUACUAGAUGAGGCAAAGGGUCUGUACGUCAACCCACAGACUGGAGAGACUAUAGCUCUGAAUGAUGCAAUUGACAAGAGAUUGAUUUUGGCAGAGUCUGUAGAAGCAAGAUCAGAUGAUGCCUUAGAUAAGGCAGAAAUCUCCAGCAUUCAUCUUGCUGAAGAGCAGGAGUCAUUUGAAGCCACUCUUUUGGAAGACAUCAGCACAGAGACUGUGACUCUUAGUAUUAACAGUGUUGUUGACCCCCACACUGGGAACACAGUGUCUUACGAGGAAGCUGUAGGAUUGGGGAUCCUCAACAUCAAGUCAGGCUCGUAUGUUAACCCUGUGACCAGAGAGACAAUGACCAUCACAUCAGCCAUGGAGAAGGGUUUUAUUCAGGGGGAGGUCACUUCCAAGACCAAGGAAUCAGACAUAAUGAGGAGCUCAGUCACAGCAGAACAUGUGCCAUUUCCUAUAGAUGGCAUCACUUCAGUCAUUGAACCAAACACCAAGAAGGAAAUCUCAUUGACGACAGCUUUGCAGAAAGGCAUCAUAGAUAAAGAACUGGGCAUAUAUAAGGAUAGCAAGACAGGCAGGAGCAUAAACCUCAAAGAUGCCUUGGAACAAGGCCUUGUUCAGCAGUCAAAACACUCAGAUGCUCAACAGCUGGAGAAGUCAAUGGAGGAAGAGGAGGUCCUAGAGGCUCAGAUGUUAACUCCCAGAUCCCCCUAUGAUCCUCAGAAACAGUGGUCUAAAGUUGACAUGGAGGUUGAAAAGACAGUAGCUACUGACCAGCCAGCUCCUUCACUGGUGUCCACUGAAGUCCUGCACUACUCAACAGACGUCGAAGACAAGAUGAGAUCACAACCACAGUCCCAAAAGGAACGUUCGUUGCUGCCUGAGGGACUUUCUUAUGAAGAAGCUAUUUCCCUUGGAAUUGUUAACAGCCAGACAGGCACUGUCAGAGAUCCAUCAUCAGGUAAAGUCAUGUCCCUUGACAAAGCCAUUGCUGCUGGCAUCAUCAGCUUAGACCGGCCAGCUGUAACUGACCUUACUACUCAGAAACCCUUGACCCUCGCAGAAUGCUUAGAUAGGCAUAUAAUUAAUCCAGUCACUGGAAAACUUGACUCUGAAAAAGCAGAAGCUCAGGGCAUCACCAGUAUGAAACAUCUCAAACAAAAUCUUCCAAUGAACCUUCUUGAUGCUGUGGCCAGUGGUUUAUUUGACCCAAAGACGGGGAAGUUUUUGGAACCAGUUUCUGGCCAGCACUAUUCACUACAGAGUGCAGUCAGUAAAAAUGUGAUAGAUGGCUCUCUGGUUACAGUUAGAUCAUCACAAAACAUGGAAAGACUUCCUCUGAAACAGGCUAUGCAUAAAAAUGUGAUUGAUGGAAAGACAGGUGAAGUCUUAGAUAAGUCCACCAACCGAAGGAUUCCAUUACCUCAGGCUAUUGAAGAAAGGCUAGUGGAAAAUGCUUUUGAUUUAGACUCUCAAAGCAUCAUUGACCCACGUAGUGGUCAGUCAGUUGCAUUGGACCAGGCCAUUUCAAAAGGCACACUGCGAUCAGAAAAUUUGACUGUACUGGACACAAGGACAGGAGAGCAUGUUUCUAUGGAUGUUGCUUAUCGUCGAGGUCUUGUGGACAGAAGUGGCAAUGUCCAGGACAAAAUGACUGGCCAAAAGACUUCUGCCCAAGAUGCACUGAAAAUGGGACUUCUUGCAGUGAUAGGUGCCCCAUUGGUGGCUGGUAAAGUGGUGGUGGAAGCCUUGCAGACCCACACUGACAAGCAUGGGGAAGAACUUUCUGGAACCAGAAAGGUGCAGCCAGUGAGUUCCAGAGUGACGGUAGAGGUUUCUUUAACGGAAGAAUCUACUCAGCCAGACAAACCAUUGACAACUAUUGUGUAUGCAGGACCUGGAGAUCAGAUCCGACCAGCAGCACCAAAGGUAAUGAUUGAGUCGAGCAGGGACGUCACACAAGAUGAAGGCAGUGUCACACAGAUUAGAAGCGAAGUUACACAAAUUAGAAAGGAAGUCACACAAAGUGGAAGCAAUGUUAAACAAAUCAGAAAUGUUGCGCAGCUUGAAAGCGCUAUCACUGAUAAACAGGGCAUGCCGGUGGUGAGAGAAGUAGUGGUUAAAUCAACAGAUGCCAUCACAGCCCCUUCAUCCCUGCCAUCAACAGCCAUCAACUCCUUGAAAUCACCAGCUCAGACUGUGCAGCAUACACCUUCAUAUGAUCGGGAUAGUGUGACUUCUGUCAAAACUGUCUCUGAAAAGACUUUUCUCCCCAAUUCUGUUUCUUCCAGCAGAACAGCUGAGAGUAGCCAAGAUGUGGACAUAGACUGGUCUUCCAGCUCUGUGACUGUCAAGUCUACAGGGCAGAAGAUGAGUGUUGCACAGGCAGUCCAGAAAGGGCUUUUAGACUCUGAUAUGGUCGAGCAGUUAGCUGUCAGCUCAGUGGGUUUGAAAACAGCUCCAGAGAUAAAGAUUGACUGGGACAAGGGAGAAAUCUCAGAUCUUGCUAUGAGCACGACGUACACCAUCGAUGAAGCUGUAACCAAAGGUCUGAUUGAUGAACCUACAGCCAUGGCUCUGAAAGCUGUAACUGAGGACAGUAGUGCAAGGUCUCCUUCCCAGAAAGGUGAUACAUCUGUAUCCUUCACUUCUAAGAUAACUAAAACUGUCAAAUCUGAGCAAAGAAUUUCUGGACCAGAAGGAAUAACACUCACCGAAAGGACUCCUGAAGCAUCAGUAAGGUUCAUUACAGUGGAGGAAGAAAAGCCAUACACACUGAAUGAUGCAGUCAAAGAUAAUGAGUAUGUACCUGAAACAGGACAGAUUCUUGAUCCCCAUUCUGGCAGACCUUUGACAGUUAUGGAAGCUUUGAACAAGGGAGUGAUUGAUGGGAAGUCCUCCAGCAUUGUGGAUCCAAAGACAGGUCAGAAGAUGGUGCUACAGCAAGCUAUUGAAAGUGGAAUCUUCAACCCUGUGACUGCUGAGCUAAUUCAUUCGGAUACCAAAGAGAAGAUAACUCUUCAGGAAGCCUGUUUUGAAGGUCUGAUUCCUGGAACCACAGACUCUGACCUACAGCCACGCAGUCCUGUUCGGCAGAAGGUGAUCAAGGUCACAGAUGCUAAAAUGACUUUACAAGAUGCUAUACAGCAAGGCCUAGUUGACCAAGAAAGUGGUACUUUUAGUGAUCGCUCAACAGGAGAUAUUAUUUCUCUGGCUGCUGCCAUUGAAUAUGGACUUAUUGCUGAUCCGGAAGCUAUACCUUCUGUCUUGGCAGAACCCAAACCAAGGGUGGCACAAGUCGAACGCACCCACAUUACACUUUCAGAGGAAAGACGUGUACUGAGAGAGAGGGCAAGCAAGCAGACAGAGCCAAGUCACCGACUGUCAUUUGCGGAAGCUUUGGAUAUGGGCUACAUAAACUUAGAACAACAGCAAUAUGUUGACCCUAAUUCUGGAAAGCGCAUGGCCAUCCUUGAUGCUGUGAGAAAUCAGAUUCUCGAUACAUCCACACCUUUAGAGAACCAGCAUACAGAGGGUAUGAGUAUCACAGCUGCUAUUGAGGAGGGUCUGUUUGAUGAACAGCAUGGCACCUUCCAAGAUCCAGGAACAGGGCAGAAGUUGACAUUCGAUGAAGCAAUCAGGACAGGUAGUCUCAGUGGAAAGUUCACAGUGUAUGAAGUAAAGACGGGAGAGAUCUUCAACUUGGAGGAGGGCCUGGAUGAAGGGAAACUUGAUCCCAAGACAGGCAAGUUUGUUGACAAGGAGAGGAACAAGACUAUGACACUUCAAGAAGCAGCAAAACUUGGUGCUCUUGCAAUUAUAGGAGCACCAGUUGCUGGAGCUGUAGCAGCCAAAGACACACUCACAGCCUUCUUUAGCAAAAAAAAACAGAAGGAUGAGAUUGAUCUAGCGCCACCAGGAAUUGUUUUUCAAGCAACAACUGUACAGCAAACUGCACCAAGUGUGUUGGAAGUAACUACAGAGCAGCAGAUGGUUCCAGAAACUGAGCGGCCUGAGGCCAUGAAUUUAAUGGAGGCAGUGUCGAGUGGUUCGCUCAAAACAAAAUCAGGAAUGUUUAGAGAUCCAGUAAAAGGCCAAGAAAUGACACUAAGCGAAGCUGUGCAGCAAGGUUUCAUCCGUGCAGGCUCUGCCACUAUAACUGAUCCCAAGACAGGCCAGAAAAAGAAUCUAAAUGAAGCUUUUGCAGAUGGCACCUUGGGAAAAACUGGGCGUUUGAAAGAUAAGACUGAUAAAGUGAAAAACUUGGACCAACUCAUUAUUGAUGGAACUGUACAGGAGUCAAACUUAAGUUUGCCUUCAGACACUUCUAGCAUUUUCUCUAAGACAACUGAAAAGAUUAAUGUGAGUUCUGUGGUUGACCCAAGAACUGGCCAGAACAUCACCUUACCUAAAGCCAUCCAAGAAAAAAUAGUGGAGCUUUAUGAUGGCACAUAUGUAGAUCCAGCUUCAGGGCAAAAGAUUGCCAUCACAGAGGCUUUAAACAAAGGUCUCAUUCAAGGCACUGUAGUGGACAGAGUCUCGACUAAAGAAGAAAAGACAAAAGCUGGGUUCACUGCUGAUGUUGCUUUUUCAGAAAGAAAAACGCUGAAAGUUCAUUCUGUGAAAGACCCACAGACGGGGUACAGCAUAUCUUUGAAAGAGGCAGUAGACAAGGGCAUAGUAGAUAAAGAAGGUAAGCAUUACACUGAUGUCACAGGACAGAAGAUGAGCAUGGAGACUGCUGUACAGAAACAGCUCAUUAAGGCAACACCAGUCGAGAGCGAGAUGAUCGCUGAAGAGAGAUACUUGAGAUCACAGCAGGACGUCAUUACUCAGACAACAUCCUUUCAAAUCAAGUCUGUUAUUGACCCUGCUACAAACCAGGAGUUAUCAGUCUCUCAAGCUGUUCAGCAAGGCAUACUCAACGUUGCUGCUGGGACCGUUAGUAAUCAGAGGACUGGUGAAAUGUUGUUGAUUGGGGAAGCUCUCAAGCAAGGAUUACUCAGGGGAAGGGAGACAAGUCCAAGCCAAGCAGAGCCUUUCCUUUGUGAAACUGAACAUGCAAGAGACAGUGUGUAUGAUCCUGAAAAAGAGGAGUACAUCAGUUGGAUGCAAGCUGUCAACAAAGGUAUCAUUGAUGUCACUGCUGGCAUGUAUCAUGUGUCACCAUCUGAAAGCAUAUCUGUCUCACAGGGUCAGAAGGAGGGCUUGAUUAAAACACAGGACAUUCAAGACGCUCUCAGACUUGAGGAGAAAAGAAAGUCAUACGACAUUCUGUCAGUGUAUGAUCCCAACAAAGGCAAGGACAUUUCUGUUACUGAAGCAGUUUCGAUAGGCCUUCUAGACCUGCAGAAAGGAACUUACAAUGACCCCUUAACUGGGAAGCCUGUACCAGUACAGGAAGCAUGUCAGAAAGGUGUCAUUAAAGGAUAUUCUGCCCACCCCAUUGCGACCAGGGCUCCAGUAAAGAUUGGAGAGCAUCUUGUAAAGUCUGCAGUUGACACACAAUCUGGAGAACUGAUAGGUGUUGUGGAUGCACUCAGGAGGGGCAUCCUAGAUCAAGGGGAUUGCACUUUCCUGAGUCUCAGCACUGGUCAGACCAUACCUGUGGCUGAAGCAGUCCAGCAAGGAUUAGUCAUUCUUGAGACAGAAGUAGCAGCCCCUGUUGUGACAUCUGUGGUGCAAAAGUCAAUGACCAUCACUGCAGUGGUAGAUCCAGCAAGUGGCGAUGAACUAUCCAUGGCUGAGGCUAUUGGUAGGGGUGUAUUUAAUCCAGAGAAAGGAGUAGUCAUUAACUCACACACAGGGGAACACAUUGAACUUGAUAAAGCUGUAGAUCUUGGUCUUAUCAGUGCUGAAGUAGUAGAAGGUCACAAACCUCAGGAGCUUGUAGUUAUCAAUGGAGUCGUCAUCAUGGAGACAAAAGAUCCUAGGACACAGGAAACAAUAUCCAUACGAGAGGCCAUAGAUCGUGGUUUCCUUGAUGAAAAGAAAGGCCUGUACUUUGAUCCCAUUUCAAACUCUUAUAUUCCUGUCAGAGAGGCUUUGAAACAAGGUCUUAUUGAAGGUAAGGAUGCAGUAGAUGGUGGUGUGUCAGAACAAAAGAAACAAGACGCCAAGCAGAUCAGUGUAAGCAAAGUACGAGACCCAGUUUCAGGAAGAGAAAUUGGCUUUGAAGAAGCUGUGGUGAAAGGCUUAGUUGAUCGCCAUUGCACAAUUUAUACAGAUACUGUUACUAAAGAAAAAAUGAACAUCGAAGAAGCUAUGAAGCAAGGUUUUGUAGCUGGUACCAUUCAAACAAUUACAAAAACCCAGACUACCAUCACCUCUAGAAAGCCGUUGGGCACUUACAACAUAACAGGUGUAAUGGAUACAAAGAGUGGAAAACAAAUUUCUGUGGAGGAAGCGGUUGACAAAGGCAUUCUGCAUCCAGAAGGUAAGCUUGUGGACACUUCAACUGGUCGACCAAUGCCCCUUGCAGAUGCUCUGAAGCUAGGUCUAGUUUACACUGAAAAAGUGGAUAAGGGACCAUUGGGGACUGGAACAACAUUUGUAGCUGACCAGAGAGAUCAGGCCUUGCGUUUCAAAGAUGCAAUGGAGAAAGGCUACAUUGAUUCCUCCACGGGGACUUUUUUAGACCCUGUCAGUGGCCGUCGAUACACUGUUGAUGAGGCUGUAAGAACAGGCUUACUUGUUUCCUCCUCUGGCAAGCCAUUUGAGUACAAAGGACUUGGCAAAGAGGGAUUGACAUACAGUUUUCAGAAUGCUCUUAUGAUGGGGCUGAUAGAACCCAGUAGCUGCUUGUUUGUGGAUAGCAUCUCUGGACGCCAGAUCUCUCUUGAGUCAGCUGUUAGCAAAGGUUACAUUUCUCCUAUUGCUGGCAAGUUUGGAGUGAAGACUAUGGGAGAAUCUGUUGUGAUUUUGAAAGGAGGUGUUUCCUCACCAGCUAUGUCACAGGUGGAAGAGUUCAUGGAUCCAAAGACUGGCGAAAAGCUCUCUAUGGCUGAUGCACAAAAGAGAGGGCUUGUUGAUGUGAAAGGCUCAGAUGAAAGGCUCAGCGUUGGAGAAGCUCUGCAGAGUGGGCUGGUGGAUAAAGACACUGGGCUUUUCCACGACCCAGUGUCAGGAGACAGCAUGUCAUUAGACGAAGCCCUUCUGUGUGGAUUUGUUACAUACGAUGAUACUGCCAAUGGCUAUGAUGAAGAGCAAGUGAAGAAUGUUGAGCACAUCCAAAAAGUUGCACCUGCACCUUUGUCCAUUUCUGAAGCUGUGGUGACAGGUUUGAUUGACACAGAUCAGGGAAAGUACACAGAUCCCAUCAGUGGGAAAUCAGUCUCUGUGGUACAAGCUCUGCAGCAUGGCAUCAUCAAACCCACUCUGUCUGUUGGAGAACCGAUCAUACAGGAUCUAGCCCAAACUGCAUCGCCCAAGCAGUAUGUACGGAUCACAGAGGGCUCACCUUUGGUGCCAAAGAAGGGCGUAAUCAUGAGUGAUGCUGGACAUGUGGUGUCUAGAACAUUUACUGAAGUCACCAUGACAACAGGCAGUGCCACCUACACAAGUAAGCCAGGAUUCUCCAUCAGCUCUACAGGGCAAGUGGUCAACAUGACCACUGGGGAAAAGAUGUCUAUUCCCGAUGCUGUAGCCGCUGGAAUUGUCGAGGCAGAAGUGGAAGAAGGAGCCAGCUCUGUCCAGGUAACAGCCAGUGAGACACCUUCUCCAGACAGAUCUUCAGCUUCUUCACCAUUUGUUAAAUACAAGACAUGCCCUGGAAAGGAAGAACAUAUCCUUGUUUCAAGGAUGACAGGUUUUCAGUAUGCAGUUAAAGAUGAAGUGGAUGCUACUUCACCAGCUCAUGGAAGUGAAACUGUUGAUUUACAAGAUGUGCAGUCUGUCCAGCAUCUUCAUCAAAAUGUGCAUACUAAAUUUAAUCUUGCCAAUGGACAGUGUGAAAAUAAAAAACUUGCUGCUGAUGAUGAUUUGCAGCGUUUCUCACGUAAUUUGCUUGAAUAUUUCUGGGAUGACCAUUUAGAGAAGUUGGUUCAUCCCAGAAAAGGGACCAAGCUAGGUGUACAGGAAGCUUUGGGAGUUUCAUUGAUUCCCAAAAAUAUAAGAGUUCAGCAGUUUCAUAAAGAUGAGCAUGUAGCUUUGACAGAUGCGUUAGCUUCAGGUCAGGUGGACAGGAAGUAUGGGAGGGUUGUCAGCAUGAAGGAUGGCAGCGUUUUAAGUCUCAAGGAAGCCAUUAAGAGAGAUGUAAUCUUUGUUGAAUCUUCUUCCUCCCUUGAUGCUCAUAGUGCAGCUCAGUCAUUGUCUGCUGUUAAGAAGGAAUUAGGUUGUGGGCUGUUUGAGCUGAUUGUGGCUAGAAAAGCUAGUAUGACUGUUAGGAUUAUGGACAGAAGGACUGGGAAAAAAUUCAAACUCCCAGAUGCUAUUGCACAUUCCAUCUUCAAUGCAGACACAGCUCACGUCAAAGACACUGUCUCAGGGAAGUGGUUUUCUUGGGAGGAUGGGCAAAGGGCAGGGGUCAUACAUGAUUCCAGAAAGCUUUCUCUGCAUCAGACACUAACAUCUCCCAUUUUCAAUCAGAAUCUCGAAGGCUUUCUUGAUCCAUCUGGUCUUGUCAGUAACCUGCUGACUCUAGAGGAAAUGCUUCAGCGAAACCUGGUGGAUGUCAGCAAGAAGGAAGUCUUUGAUACAGAAAUAGGAAAGUGGUUGACUAUGGAAGAAGCCAUCAGUGUAGGUGUUAUUGAUCCCAUCCAAAAUAAAUACUUCCACAAGAAGAUCGGCAAAAUCUUACCUUUGCCUGAUGCUCUUGAAGCAGGGCUGAUCUGUGAAGAUCCUGUAGAAGAAACAAGUACUUCAGACAAGUCAGAACAUCAUGUAAAUGGAAUCUCAAGAUCCCAUUCAGGGUCUUCCAUUUCUGAAGUUGAUUUAGAUGCAACAACUGUUUUUCCUUUGCCAGUUUACAAAGCAGUGUGCGAUGGAUUGAUCAAUUCACUUACUGGAGAUGUGAUCAUAUCUGACAAAAAAACCAUUCCUUUCAAACUAGCCUACGAGGAAAAGCUGUUGAAGGCAGAAGACACAUACAUUGUGGAUAGGUGUACUGGUGUUGUGUAUACUUUUAAAGAAGCAGCAAACUGUGGACUGGUGGAAGUCCCGACUGGUUCUGUCUUUGACACAUACACUGGUAAAAAGCUAUUGCUCCCAGAGGCCAGAGAGCAAGGACUUCUCAGAGACACUCCACAGCCACACCUUCCACUUGCAGUGGCAGCUGAGCUGGAGCUGUUUGAUUUUGAUGAACAGAGGAUUCUCCACCCACACUCAAGACAGCCUCUCUCACUGACCCAAGCCAUGACUGAGGGCAUCAUUGAUCCUGCUUCAAAGCUGACAACGCCAUCAGGAGACUUGACCACUCUUCAAGAGGUGAUAAAAGAAGGCCUGUUGAAUCUUGACACACUAACCCUCUCAUUCCCAGAUGGACGAUCAAUGUCUCUGAAAAAAAGUGUUGGUCUUGAAGAAGGCAAACAGCCAAACACUUAUGAGUUUGGUAGAAAGAAAAGUCUAACCCUUGAUGAAGCCAUCAGCUCUGGCUUGUAUGAUCCUGUGUCAAACUCGGUGAGAUCCAGCGAUAGCCUCAUCAGUUUUUCCAAAGCUUUGAAAUCUGGUUUGAUCAACACAGAUUCUUUAGUUAGGGAUCCCUAUAGUGGGGAUAUCCUUUCUCUAAAGGAAGCGUUGGACAAACGUAUCAUUGACUCAGAAUGUGGAAAAAUGAUUGACACCCACGGCAUUCCUGUGGCCUUAAACUUUGCCAUGGAAAAAGGGCUUAUCUUAAAAUCAAAAGCCCCUCUGAAUCUGUCACUUUCAGAGGCUUUGGACGAAGGCUUGUUCAAUGUUUUGUCAAACAGAUUUCUUAAUCCAGAUUCUAACGAAGAGGUUGAUUUUAUAACAGCAGUUGAUCAAGGUAUUCUUGAUACAGAGUUCAUCAGGGUUCGAGACACUCGAUCAGGAAGUAUAGUGACUUUUGAUGCUGCUGUUGAUCAAGGGCUCAUUGAUAUCCACCAAGGGUUCUGCAUAAAUGCAGAAGAUGGUGAAGAAUUCUCCAUUGUGGAUGGAAUGGACAAGGGCAUUAUCAUUGAUACGACUAGCCAACCAGCUGUUACUCUAGAGGAAGCACUGGAAGAAGGGAUUUUAGAGGUGGAGACUUGCACAUUUAAAGAUCCAUAUGGCCAGAUAUCUUUGACCUUGAAAGAUGCUCUGGAAUCAGGUCUGCUCAACAGAUUCUCUGUCUCUGUUCGUGACAUAAACACUAAAAGUCUGCUUUCUCUAGAUGGCGCUAUUAAUCAAGGUCUGAUUGACCCCGUGACGGGGAUGUAUAGGAAAAGUGAAGAUGAUGAAGUCAUGUUUAAGGAAGCACUAGAAAAAGGAUUAGUGUUUUCAGAUGUGUGUAUACUAGACAAGAGCUUGAUGGAUUCAGUGAAACAAGGUCUGUAUAAUCCCAGAACUUGUAAGUUCACUGACCCAUCAACAGGCAGAGUUCGCACUCUGAAAGAAAUGGUGAGAGAUGAAAAAGUGGAUCCACAGCUUGUGCUAGUGCUAGACAAGAGUGAAAAGCGGCUGCUGUCUUUCGAAGAGGCCAUUGAGGCAAAAGUGUUGGAUGUGAAGCGAGGCUUAGUUGUUGACACUGAAACCGGAGAAUUGCUAAACCUGAAAGAAGCCAUGGGGUGUGGCUUGUUGCAGGAAAACAUCAGUAGCAUCUCGGUAUCACUCAAACAGGCUGUUGACACAGGCCUACUGCACAAAAGCCAAGGAAGGAUUGUUGACCCAUUGUCACGCAAACAGUUGGUUGUAGAGGAUGCUAUCAGUGUGGGACUCAUUGAUGUCUCGUGCUUGUUGGUCAAGAAUCAGGACAAAGAAAGGUAUCAGUUUUUAGAAGAAUCUGCACAUGAUGGCAUUGUUUUCGUGGAUGAUGAUAGUAUUGUUUAUGCUAGAUCAGGAGUGGCAGUAGAUGUUGUCACAGCAUUUGAAAAGAACUUACUUAUUGAGAUUCCUCAGAAUGGAUUCCUGCUGGGUGAUAUUCUUUCAUCAGGUCUUUAUGAUGAGCAGAACAAGAGAUUCAAAGACCCUUUGACUGGAAAAAGUUUGACUCUUACUGAAGCUAUUAGUAGUGGUGUGAUAAAUGCAAAUCACCCCCAGGUGGUUGUUCCAAGUCUUGGGAAAUUUUCUCUCCAGCAAGCCAUCCAGAAAGGCAUUAUAGAUCCAAAUACUGGCGAUUAUAUUGCAUUGGACAAGCCACUGACGCUCUCAGAUGCCAUCUUGUCAGGUCGAGUUUCAGCACUAAGUAGGUCGACCUCAAACCUUACAGCCAGCAGCACCAAGCACUGUCAUUCCAUUGACAAAGGAACACUGAAGGCUUCAUUGAGCGAACCAAUCUUUGAUCUGCGAAAAAGAGAACCAUCCAAAACUGCUGCUAGUUUUCUUUCAUCGAAUGACAAAUUUGCUAAACAGGGGGAGACUUCAGGCACCUUGGAUUCAAUGGUAAGUCAUAAAUAUAGUGUUGAUGAAGAUGGGGAUGGUCAUGACAAAGCAGCUGACUAUGCACAAACAGCAAAGGUGAAGAACUUGAUAAAGAUGCAGAUGAAAAGGAUGAGUGAGUCUUUCAACGAACAGCUACAGGAAGACAGACAGGAUGGACCAACCAGCAUGCAGUCCUCGGUGCUUUCCUUAACCAGCAUGAGCAGCUCAUUUACAAGCAGCUCACUGUCCGUUGCUAAUCAACAAUCCAGAGAGGAAACAUACUACCAGGGUGACAGCACACCAGCCCUCACUGAGUCCAUUGUCAUCACACCUAACCAACCUUUGCACCUGCACAUGAAGUCUCAUUCGGCAGGCAAUCUGUUGGAUGCAGCAGCACUGAGUAAGCGACUGAGCAGGGAGAUGGAAGCUGCUUCCCCAAGCCUGGGGAACAUUCAUCAGAUCAUGAGGCCACAAGAAGCAUCCCAUUUAGACAUGGCAGACCUCCCGGGGUCACAUUGGGCACCCCCUGCAAAUGAGCUGUCAGCUUCACUGGAUUCUCUUAUUCUGGAUGCUAUUCGAAAACAGCAAAUUGAGCAGAAACCAAUGCCCCUUUAUGAUGUCAUACGAAAUGGUUUAUUUGAUGAUGACACAAACAUGUUUUGUGACCCAGAGACUGACAAGAUGAUGGAUUUGCUUGAGGCCGUGUCCACAGGACUGAUUGAUCCAUCUCACAAGGAGGUGAUCAAUCCUGUCACAAAACAGCCAGUCACACUAGCAGAUGCCAUGCAGACAGGGGUCAUUGAUGCUGCUUUAUGCAAAUUUGUAGAUGAAAGCACCGGAGCUCAUCUUUCUUUGCAGCAAGCCAUUGAUGUUGGCUUGAUUUUCAAAGAGAAAGAAAUAAGAAAAGCUCCAGUUGACAUAUUUGUUGAGGAAAUUUUACCUGACUCCACAUCUUCUGGCAGGAAAAAACUAGAAGAAGCAUUCAGCAAUGGCAUUUUGCACAGAUCCAAUUCUCAAGUGAUCGAUCCAGAUAGCAUAAAUGGCAUCACACUCAGGCGUGCCGCCAGUCUUGGCUUGAUAGACGUCAAGACUGGAGAUUUCAAGAAUCCUCAGACUGGCGAAUGCAUGUCCCUAGCUGUGGCAGUGGAGAAAGGGUUCAUACUGAGCCCUAAGGGUCUGACAUUGUAUGGUGCUGUAAAUCAAGGGUUGUACAUUGAUGCUACGGGCCUCUUCCAGCACCCAACCACAGGGGAGACAAAGACCUUACAGGAUUUAAUCAAUGAUGAUAUUGUGUCAUCACUGUGUCCAGAGGUUAAGGAUCUUGCUCAAGACAGUAUUGUAUCCCUUGCAGAAGGAAUUAAACGUGGCAUCAUUAAUGUUGAGAAAGGGCUUUAUAUUUGCAAGAACAAGGCCAAGACCUACAGUUUCAGGGAAGCUGUUGCUGCAGGCCUUAUAGUCAGUACAAGUGCUCGUGAAGGUCUUCCAGAAAUACAACAAAGGCCAAAGCUUUCCUUAUCAUCUGUCCCUUUCUGUGCAAUGAGCUUUGAUGAAAGCAAGGUCAUUAAAAAGGAACCUGGUGAUAGCAUCCAUAGUGUACCCUUCAGAAAGUCUCUCUCUGACCCAGGGCAAGGGGUCAUUCAGAGAGAUCGAAGGCACGAACAUCCUGCUUCCUCUAGUGCAAACCAUGAAGAGUCUGAAAAUGGAAGUAUUUGGAAGGCUUCUGAAAAACAAAAUGCAUCCAAAGAUGUGUGUCCCGAGAGUCUUCUGUCUAGCUGUAGUGAUAAAGACAAUACUGGGUAUACUGAAGGAAUCAAGGCUUUGCAAACUACACAAAAGAUUUUGCCAAAACUCAAAACAGAGGCAGCUGUAAGCCCUCAGAUUUCUCUAUUGACCUUUGAUCAAGAAAAUGAAGACCAGUCUAUGAUGAGAAUAUGCCAUCUACAGAAGAGGCUAACAGUUGAGUCUGAUGGUCUUUCAGGAAACCUGACACCCAGCUUUGAUGUAGCCCCAGAAGUAAUCACUUUGCCUGUAGUGGCUGAGUCUGAAAUUGUUGACAAGCUUGUAAAGCAUAGAAGAGAAGCAACUGAUACAUCUUUAGCUGCAGCCUAUACACAUCCAGAAGAUCACCAUCAUCCAGACACAAACUUCUCAGCAGUUGAUGUUCUCCAUGGUGCACAACACACAGGUAAAGAUGCAGUAGAAGAACUGUUGAAAGCCACUAGUGCUCGUGGAGCUGCUAGGGAAAAGUUGGACAAUGCCGACCAAAAUAACACUCAGGACACAAAGGCUAAACACAAACUGUAUGUGCUGUCGGAGGUUCAAAACUCAGUACCUACCACAUGCCCUUCUCAAAGCAGAGAAAGCUUGCAGAUUGCUAAUAAUACUACUUCUGGGCAAGACUUGAGUGUUACCAAGCCAUACACCACUAAAACAGAGAGAUUGUCACCAAGUGCAGAUCUGCCAGUGUUGACAAAUACAUACGGCAGACAUGAUGAACUUGGUCUAGAUGAAUCUUUGACAGAUGCCUCUCAAUUGCAAGGUCAAAGUGAGGUCUGGCCACUUUCAAGAGAUAUGCAGGGAGCAGACAGGUCUGGUGAGGUUUGGGUAGUUGGAAAAUCUUUGAAGGCCAAGGAGGAGAUGCAGAUGCACAGUGCUGUGUCUUCUGCCCUCAUGGACACAAGAGGCACAAUAACAUCUUAUGAGGAUGUAUUACUCAGCGACCCAAGGAAAGUUGAACAAGCACAGGACUUGCAGAUCAUAAACAGGUCUGAUAAAACAUUACCAUUGAGUAAGUCAUGGGUAGAUAAUUCCCCUCAAAGACAAGAUAAGGUUGUGAUUCCUUCAGUUUUAGUUAGUGCAGACAACCCUCCCAUGGUCUUGGGAUCAGUUGCACCAGAGUUUCAUGGAUCACAGAGUCAGAGGCAGGGAACAGUUUCCCUGCAGUUAGCACUUUUGCAACAGUCAAAAGACGACCUUCACAGUGUCUGUGGUGUAAAUGAAGAGCUGUCCAAUUCAAAAGUGCCAGAAGUGGAAGAGAGCAAAGGAUUUACACCAGAAGGGACUUCAGGCUCCAUUAGUUGGGUUAGGGAUAUUGGUGUCGGCAAACAUAUGGAGGUACGGCAUCUAGAUACUGGGCUUGAGCCAUCUGAAGAGGAAACAGGCAAAUUUCAUAUGUGGGAUCAAAGAACUCGUGCACAUAAUAAUUUACAAGACAUUUUCCUGCCAGGAGAAUAUUGUGAGAUGCAGGUCUUCAGUGGCAGACAAUCAGAAAUACCAGAACUGCAGCCAGGUAGUAAAUUAUCUCCAGAAACAAGAGUGUCAUCAUCUGUGAAGGAGGAAUUGACAGAACGCUCAAAACAGGAAGCAUCUGAUAAACUUUUACAUACCAAAUCCAGCUGUAGAACGAAACCUACUCAUAGAGUUCGCUUCAAAGAGCCAUAUCCGGAGGCUGAUGAAAUUGACAGCAUAGCUUCUACAGACACAACUGACACCACAGAAACAGAAGACAGCGACAGAUUGGGUCACACCCUUCGUGCAGCUGUUCAGAGCAAAGGCCUGGCCUUGGACAAAUCUCAGGGUUCAAUACAACCUGACAGCGAUGCCAGCACUCCAGAGGCUGAGGCUCAGCGCUUGACGGACAUACUUUUCAAACUCAAUCUGAAGACAGGCAGCACAGCCCGCGAACGACGCAAGGGGCGACUGGCAGAUUCCUUUGACAGUAUAGUGCAGGAGCUAAUGACAGAACAAGAACACCUUGGAGACCUUGAGCAGAUUCUUAAGCAUGACUCACAGAUGGGUGAUGAAGCAAGUAAAGUGAAGCUUCAACUCGAGGCUCAUAAGUCCACACAUGAGAAGAUACAGUCUCAACAGCAGCCCAUCUUGUCCUUGGUGUACAAGGCUGAGCAACUGACGGAGAACUACCAAGAAGAACUGACACCAGAGCAAGUGACCCAGCUGACUACACAGGCAUCACUCCUCAAAGCAACACUUGAAAAGGUCAGCAAGACAUCAGAGCGGAGGCUUAGCCACUUGACAAAGGCAGCAGAUGAGCUGGCCAAGUUUGAAGAGGAAUCAAAGAAGUUCAGAACAUGGAUGGGAGCAGCUUUCAGUGAACUGACCAACCAGGAGGACUACCUCAAACGUUUUGAGGAUCUGAAAGUCCUGGGAGAAAAGCACCGGGAGCUUGCAAGUGAUAUUAGCUCACAUCAGGCUGACCACCGCUUUAUGUCCAUGGCUGUCCAAAAAUACAUGGAAGAAGCCAAGCUUUACAAGUUGGAAAUGGACUCAUUUCGAGCUGACAGAGCCCGUCCAGCGAGACACAGCCUGAUCAGCAUGGAAUGUGUUGCUGCUGAUAAUGUCAAAGACAAGCUAACAGACCUUACAGAAGAAUACCAUGAUCUCAGCAAUCGCUGCAACCUCUUGGGUGAUCGUCUAGCAGAUCUUUCUGGCAAACACCGCCAGUUCAAUGAUGUGGCAUUCAAGCUUUUGACUUGGUUGACAGAUAUGGAAGGCCAGCUGUCAUCUGUGAAGCAGGAUGCUGGGUUAUCUGAACCACAACAGCUGCAGGUGCAUUUAGAUCGCCUGAAGUCACUCAGCAUGGAUGCACUGAGUCAGAAGCUGUUGCUGGAUGAGAUGCAGAAACGUGGCCAAGAUUUGACCAACAGCUUAAGUGGUCAGGCUGCUGAACAGCAACAGGUAGCCAAAUUGCAGAGCACCAUGAACGACCUCUCGGUUCGUUACAGUACCCUUACCAAAGAUAUCAAUUCUCAUGUGACACAACUGCAGGCAGCAGUGACUCAUUCACAGGACAUCACUCAGGCCAUGAAUGAACUUGUGUCAUGGAUGGACAGCGCCGAACAGGUAGUCACCACUCAGCUGCCUAUCUCUUUGCGGCGGCCUGAGCUUAAUGCUCAGCUACAAAGUUUUUCCGCUGUGGAUGCAGAUGUAACAAACCACCAGUCAGCUCUCGAUGCGGUGAAGGCACUGGCCAAUGAGCUGGUUAAAACCUGUGAGCUGGACAUCGCCAGAGCUGUGGAGCAGCGCUUGACCUCCCUGGAUGAGAAAUUCAGUAGUCUGCAAGCAAAGUGUAGACAGCGGGACAGAGAUCUUGAAGAGGUGGACAGCAGUCUGCGAGAGUUCCAGGAAAAGCUAGAGCAGACAAACUUAUGGGUGCACGAUGGCAUCUUGCAACUAGACUCUAAAGAACUCAGCAAGUUGUCCAGCGAUGACAUGAAGCAGCAGCUUGAGAAGCUUGCACGUGAGAAGCACAACCGACUGAGGACAAUUCAGGAGAUCCAGGUGGCAGCAGAACAGCUCCUUCAGGAUCCACGUACAGGAGAAGGAGAAGCAGUCAAGAAUCUGGUGUCUGAUCUAAAAAAGAACCUAGAAGCCUUCGAUAGCCUGCUAGCAGCCAAAGAAAAUGAGGCUAGUGACAAGGAACAACAGGGAGCAGACUUUGAGAAUGCUAAGACGAUUGCCUUACUUUGGUUAUCACAGAUGGAAGCCCGCCUAGAUGAGUUUCAGCCUGUGGCUAUUGAUGUUGGCAUUGUAGAACAGCAGAAGAUGGAAUUACAGCCUAUGCUUCAAGAAUAUGAAGACUAUGCUCCAAAAAUUGAUGAAGUAAAUGAUCUUGGAAAUGCGUAUGAGGCUAUGAUCAACCCUGGAGAUCGGCCUAUAAGUCCAAUCCGCCGCAUUGGACGCUCUCGCCGUUUGCCAGGCAUUUUGUCACCCAGACUUCGAUCACCAUCCCCCACUUUUCCCACUUCUCCCUCCACUCAGCGUGCCAGUCCUUUGUCCAGUGAAUCUAGUGGAGUCAGCAGCCGUAAAAGCUCAGCAGAUAAUUUACUGCUCGAUGAUCUAUCAGAAGUACAGCAGCAAUUGCUGGACAUCACUCAGCGAUACGAGAUUGUGGGUGAGCGUUUGGCAGACCGACAGCAGGAGCUGCAGUUGAUGCUGACCUCCAUCCGCACCUUCAUGCAAGACAUGCAGGAUAUACUUCAGUGGCUGGACCUCAAGGACCAUGAAACAGACUCAGCACAGCCCUUGCCCACAAAUGAAAAGGAUGCAAAGAAAAGACUGAAAGAGCAUGAGGUUUUCCACCGUGAGAUACUCAGCAAGGAAGGAUUGGUAGAGGAUAUUCGCAAGAAGGCUCAGGACUUGCUGAAAACGCGACAUGGUGUGCCAGGAGAGGAAAUGCUUCAGCAGCAGCUACAAGAACUUGAUGACAAGUGGCACGGACUGCGAGCUUUGUCAGAGCAGCAGCGUAAAGGCCUGGAAGACAUGGUCAGUGACCUCCGUGACAUGCGUGAGCAUGAACAGCAGCUAACACUGUGGCUUGCUCAGAAAGAUCGGAUGCUGGAUGUUCUUGGUCCUGUUGCCAUGGAGCCCAACAUGCUAGCAUCACAGAUGGAGCAAGUGAAGGUGCUGAGAGAAGAACUUUCUGCACAAGAACCCACUUAUGACCAUUUCCUGAACUGUGCACAUGGCAUUCUUGAACGCUGUGGCGACAAAUCGCAAGAUGGCAUUGCUGUUAGCCGCAGACUGGACACUGUCAGCAAAGCCUGGAAUAAGCUGCAGUCACGCUUAAACGAGCGUUCUAAGAACCUCAGCUCAGUGGAGGGCAUCAGCGUCGAGUUUGCAUCUCUCACUAGAGGGCUUGCAGACUGGCUAUCUGAUUUCAGUGACAAAUUAGAUGGACAGGGGAAAGUUAGCUCGCAACCUGAUAAACAGCACAAACAACUACAAGAAUUGAAGCAACUUGAAUCAGAACUGAUUGUCCAGCAGCCUCGGCUGGCACGGGCACGUGACCUCUGUCGACAGCUUUGUGACAAAGCUAAAGAUGCUUCCACAAAAACAGACCUCCGCAGCAAACUGACUGCCUUAGAAAAAGAUAUGAACGACACAACCAGAAAACUUGAGAUUUGCAAGGCCGCUGUGGAGGAGGCCAGUCAGCAGGCUGAGAAAUUUGAAGCAGACUGCAAAGAAUUGUUGACGUGGAUCAGCGAGGCUGCAAAUAACCUGCAAGAGUCAGAACCCCUCUCCAGUGAUCUAGAUAUCCUCAGAGAGCAGAUGCGCCAGAACAGGACAUUGCAGCAGGAACUUUCCCUGAAAGAACCCGAGAUUCGCCAACUGCUGGAGAAGGGAGAUAAACUUGUGAAAGAGUCUUCUCCCACGACAGAAGUGAGAGCAAUAGCAGAUAAAGUGGGUGAACUUCAGGGUGAGUGGACACGCCUUCAACAAGAGGUGACUGUCCAAGAUUCGCGCCUAACCAUGGCAGGCAGUCAUGCUCAGCAGUUCACAGAGCGUUUGGACAAGAUGGCCAUGUGGCUGCAGAUGACUGAAGAGAAACUGGAAAAAAUGAAACCCGAAGAUGUCGACCAAAAUACUGUAGUCCAUAAACUGAAAGAACUUCAGGGGGUGCAGAAUGAAAUGAUGAAGAAAUCUCAUGACCGUGAAAGACUGAAUAGUGAAGGUACUUCUCUCGUGGAAUGUGUAGACAGUGGCAAAGAAGCCAUUAAGCAACAAGUUGCCGUCAUCAACGAACGCUGGGAUGCAGUUAACAAGGCACUUUCAGAGAGAGCAAGCCAUUUGGAAGACUUGGGCCAGCGCCUUGGAGAGGUACAGGACAGUCUAGCGGAAGCCACCAGUGCAUUGAACAAGUGGGAAAACAAACUUGCUGUGCACAACAGUCUAGGUCUUUCUGCAAAAGACCCUAAACACAUCAACAGAAUCAAAGACCUUCUUGAAGACACAGGCUGGCUAGCAUCACAGCUGAAUAACACGGAAACCAUGCUGAAUAGCAUCGAAGUUGACGGCGGAGAAACCAGCAACCUCAGAGAUGAACUUAACAAGCUCCGUGGCCAGCACCAGACAUUGCAGGGAGAACUCUCAGAGCUGGUGGCAGAAAUGGAAACGGGGGCACAAAUUGUAGAACAGUUUCAGGGCCUGCUGAAGAUUGUGGGUGGCCAGUUUUUGGAGUUAGAAUCAGAACUUGGCAGCAAGACUCCAGUGUCCAGAGAUGAUGCAGAGCUGGGCAGUCAACUAGCAGACAUGAAGGAUUUCCUGACACGGCUUGGGGAAAAAGUGGAGACUCUAAAAGAUCUUGAGCAGCAAGCCAGUAGCCUUUGUAAUGCGGGUUAUGUGUCGGAUCCAGAACUACUAAAAUCACAAGUUGAAGCACUAAGCAACCAGCAUGCUAGUCUGACAGAGCGUGCCACACAGCGCCAGAGUGAUGUGGUAGCUAAUCAGCACAGCAUACAACAUUUGACUCAGGCCCUGAAUCUUGUAUGGGGUGACAUAGACAAAGCCUCCAGCACUCUGGAUGCCAUGGGUCCUGCAGGAGGAAAUGUGACAACAGUCAAAGCUCUGCAGGAGGAGCUCAAGGGUUUUGUUAAGUCCACCAUGGAACCCCUGCAGAAGCAAUUUGAGAGUGUAAGCAGGCAAGGACAAGCACUUAUCAAGACUGCUGUGGCUGGCUCAAAUACCACAGGGUUGGAGACAGACCUUGAGUCUCUGGCUGAAAGGUGGGCAGGGCUUGUUGAAAAGGUUGCUGAGCAUGAGAAGAAUCUGGACAGCGCUCUUCUUCGAACAGGCAAAUUUCAGGAUGCAAUGGCCUCUUUGCUGGACUGGCUUGCAGAGACUGAAGAGCUGGUAGCUAUGCAGAAGGCACCAUCACCUGAACAACGUGUUGUCAGAGCCCAGCUUCAAGAACAAAAACUGGUGCAGAAAAUGGUGACUGACCGCACUCCCAGCAUGAAGGCUGUUCAAGACUCGGGCAACCAGUUGAUCACUGGUCUGGACCCUGCUGAGCGCAAACACAUUGAAAGUGAACUCCAGCAACUAAACAGCAGGUGGGAGGCGCUAACCAAGCGAGUAGUUGAUCGGACAGCCAUUUUGGAGGAGGUGCAAGGGUUAGCUGGGGAGUUCCAGGAUGUCCUUGACCCACUGACCACAUGGCUUGAUGCUGCUAACAAAAGGUUUACAGCCCUGGAACCUCAUUCACCUGAUGCGGAGGGCAUUGAACAUCUUAUUCAAGAACUUAAAAAACUUCAAAAAGAGGUGAACGAGCAUGAGCCCGCUAUGAAACAACUGGCAACAGCUGGCAAGAAGUUGCAAGAUUAUUGCAAAGGAGAAGAUGUGAUAAUGAUCCAGUUAAAGAUAGAUGGGGUUCAGAAACAAAAUGGUGAGCUGCGUUCACACAUUGAAGACUGCCUUGAACAGAUGGAAGAAGCACUUCCUCUUGCAAAGCACUUCCAAGAAGCCCAUGCUGAAUUCCUUUCUUGGGCUAGCAAAGUUGAGCCUGAACUUCGUGCACUUGAGCUUGGUGUUCCUGAUGAAGAAACGAAUAUUGAGGAACUGGCGAACCAGCUAACAGAGGAAAUGCAACCUCUGCUCGACAUCAUUAAUUCUGAGGGAGCUGAACUGGCUGAAGUUGCUCCCGGUGAUGCUGGCCUGCGUGUUGAGGACAUCAUCAACAGGGACAAUAAGCGCUUUGACAACUUGCGUGACCAGAUUGAGAAACGGGCUCAGAAAGUUCAGUUAGCACGUCAACGAUCAUCAGAGGUGGUAAAUGAACUUGGUGACCUAGUAGACUGGUUCGUAGAUGCAGACAGCAGGCUGCAAAAUCAGCAGCCAAUUGCUUCAGACCUUGAUCUUCUGCAGCAACAGUUGGCAGAGCAAAAGGUUAUGAAUGAGGAGAUCAAUAACCAGAAGGUCAAAGCUAGAGACACAUUGUCAGCUAGCAAGAAGCUGCUUAGUGACAGUGCCAUGGAGGACAACUCUGCAAUCCGUAACAAGAUGGAUGAACUCAAGCAGUGGGUGGAUACAGUCAGUGGUUCUGCCAAUGAACGGCAGUCUUUGCUGGAACAAGCAGUCCCAUUUGCACGACACUUCCAUGAGGCUCACACAGAACUUGUUGUAUGGCUGGAUGAUGUUGAGCCAGUACUCAGCGAGCUUGAUGUACUCUCAGUUGAUGCAGAUCAGGUGAAGAAACAGCAGGAAAAGGCCAAGGUAUUGAAGCAAGAAGUUGCUGAUAGGAAGCCAAUUGUAGAUCGUCUCAACAAAACGGGCACAGCACUGGUUGCCAUGUGUGGCAGUAAGGGAGCAGAACAAGUACAGUCGAUGUUAGAUGACGACAACCGCCGCAUGGACAAUGUGCGAACCAAGGUCCGCGACCGUUCCAACUCUAUAGACCAGGCCAUGCAGCAGUCUGCUGAGUUUACAGACAAACUUGAAAAUAUGCUAGACACCCUGACUGUCACAGCAGAGCAGGUGAGAAGUGCUGAGCCUAUCUCUGCACAGCCUGACAAACUGCGUGAGCAGAUUGAGGAGAAUAAGGCAAUGGAAGAAGACCUUGAAAUGCGCCAUAAUGCCCUUGAAUCAGUAAAAAAUGCAGCUGAGGAGCUCCUACGACAGGCUGGGGAUGAGCAGGAUGAGGCAGUGAAAGAUGUCCGACAAAAGCUGGAAGAAUUAACUAAGCUGUACAAAGACAUCCAGGAGCGAGGUCGAGGGAGACAACGGGCUUUGGAGGAGACUCUUGCUGUGGCAGAGAAGUUCUGGGAUGAACUACAUGCUCUUAACUCUUCCCUUAAAGACUUGCAGGAGGCCCUCUCGUCUGUAGAUCAGCCAGCAUUGGAACCUGAGGCUAUACGUGAGCAACAGGAGGAGCUUGAGGCACUCAAGGAAGACAUAGAGGCUUCCCAGGCAGACUUUGAGGAGGUACAGCAGACAGGCGAUACACUGCUAGGAAUGGUUGGCACCACAGAGCAGCCAGAAGUGCAGAAGAACGUGGAUGAUGCUGGAGCCAGUCUGGCUGCCAUUAGUGACCAGUAUAGUAAGCGUUCCCAAGAACUGGAGUCUGCACUGGCACAGGCUGUUCACUUCCAGGACCAGCUUAUGAAACUCCUUGUAUGGCUUCAAGAAGCAGAAGACGAGUUUAGUGAAUUUGAACCAGUGGCUUCAGAAUUUGAAACAAUCAAGAAACAAUGGGAUGAACUCAAGAAUUUCAAGACUCGAGUGGAGCCCAAAAAUGUGGAGAUUGAAUCACUGAAUCAACAUGUAACAGAACUGACAAAAAGCAGCACUCCAGAGCAAGCAUCUGUUUUGCGUGAACCAAUGACUCAGCUCAACAUUCGCUGGAAUAACUUGCUGACCAAUAUUGGUGACCGCCAGAGAGAACUACAGAUGGCAUUGUUGACAGCAGGCCAAUUUGACCAUGCCCACAAAGAGCUGAAGAACUGGAUGGACCUAGUAGAUGUUACAUUAGAUGAAAUAACACCUGUCUAUGGAGAUCCGAAGCUUGUGGAGAUUGAACUGGCAAAACUGAGGAUUGUACAGAAUGACAUCACAGCUCAUCAAGAGAGCGUGGAGUCUAUUAGUAAGGAGGCACAGCGAUUGAUGACAUCAGAAGGUAUCGCACAGGCUCAGGGACUAAAGACAAAGAUGGAGGACAUGGAAAAAACAUGGGAGAAUAUUCAAGCCAAGUCCCGUGCUAAACAAGACAUGCUUGAAGAUGGUCUGAGAGAGGCUCAAGGAUUCACUGGAGAACUACAGGAUAUACUGGCGAAAAUCAAUGACAUCGAAGGCCAGCUUAUCAUCUCCAAACCUGUGGGUGGUCUGCCUGAAACAGCAAAAGAACAGUUGGAGAAGUUUAUGGAUGUGUAUGCUGAGUUGGAAAAAUUGGAACCACAAGUCCAGAGCCUGAAUGUAAUGGGAGAGAAACUGGGAGGUAAAAGCAAGGGACCUGCACUUGCAAAUCUGAGACAAAACCUGCAACACCUUAACCAGCGCUGUGACUACAUUCGCAGCCGGGCCUGUGACAGAAAGAAAAAACUGGAAGAUGCAGAGGGUAUGGCUACCAAUUUCCAUGGGGAAUUGAACAAGUUCAUAUCCUGGUUGACUGACACAGAGAAAACCUUAAACAACCUGCAGCCUGUCAGUCGCCUAGUGGAACGUGUGACAAGCCAGAUUGAAGACCAUCGAGAUCUACAGAAAGACAUCAGCAAGCACAGAGAGGCCAUGGUUGCAUUGGAAAAGAUGGGAACACAUCUGAAGUACUUUAGCCAGAAACAAGAUGUUGUUUUGAUCAAGAAUCUCCUCUCCAGUAUCCAGCACCGCUGGGAGAAGAUUGUCUCGCGCAGCGCUGAACGCACAAGACACCUGGAGCGUGGAUAUAAAGAAGCAAAGCAGUUCAAUGAUACUUGGAAAGACCUUAUCACAUGGCUUAUUGAAGCGGAGAAAACUCUAGAGACAGAAACUUCAGUGGCCAACGAACCAGACAAAAUCAAAGCCCAGAUCAGCAAACACAAGGAGUUCCAAAGGCGCCUUGGAGCCAAGCAGCCUGUGUACGAUGGUGUGAAUAAAGCUGGUCGCUUGCUGAAGGAGCGUUGUCCCUCAGAUGAUGUACCAACCAUUCAAGCCAUGCUAACAGAACUCAAGUCCCACUGGAAUAAUGUGUGCAGCAAGUCUGUUGACAGGCAACGCAAGCUAGAAGAAGGGCUGUUGCUGUCUGGACAGUUCACAGAAGCACUGGAUGCCCUUCUUGACUGGCUGGCCAAAGUGGAGCCAGCACUGGCUGAUGAUGCACCAGUCCACGGAGACAUAGACACUGUCAAUGGCUUCUUAGACAUCCACAAGGCCUUCCAACAAGAGCUGGGAGCUCGAACCACAACUAUCGCCUUCCUACAAAAGUCGGCCAAGGAAAUAAUCAGCAGAGCAGAAGGAGAUGUUUGCAGUCUGCAGUCGGACCUCAUUGAACUGAAUGCUGCUUGGGACCGUGUAUGCAAACUAAGUGUGAGCAAGCAGGAUCGCCUGGAGCAUGCCCAGAGAUUGGCGGAGGAGUUCCACAAAAAAGCCCAACAGCUGCUUAGCUGGCUGGCUGAUGCUGAGCGACAGCUACAUUACAGGGGACCUAUCCCAGACGAAGAGCCACUCAUCCUACAACAAAUGGAGGAGCACAAGAAAUUCGAGGAAUCAUUGCUACGGCAGGAAGCAAACCUGCGAGAGACGCUUAAUAUUGGUCAGGACAUCAUGAAGCGAUGUCAUCCUGAUUCAGUCCCUAUCAUGAAGCAAUGGCUUUCUGUGAUCCGUGCACGCUGGGAAGAGUUAACAGCUCUUGGCCGGCAGCGCAGUGCCAGACUUUCUAAUGGACUUACAGACCUGCGACACAAUAAUGUACUGCUGGAGGAUCUACUGGCAUGGUUGAACAAUGCAGAGAUGACGCUGGCCGAUGUUGAUCGACAGACCAUUCCUCAGGAUAUGGCCAUCAUCCAACAGCUCAUCAAAGAGCACCAGGAUUUCCAGAAUGAGAUGUCCUCCAGGCAACCAGAUGUAGACCGUCUGACCAAGGCAGACAAGCGGCGCCCAUCAUCUGUGACGCAAGACUCUUUGUCUCACAUCCCAGUGCUUAAGGCCGGCAUGCGUACUCCCAGAAAAAUACCUGUGAGAAUUAGUGGAAGAACCACACCAGACAGAUUUGGAAGAUACACGCCAGAACAUUUUGGUCGAAGAACACCAGAUCACUACACAUCAGGACGAUACACUCCUGAUGCUACAGGCAGAGGUACACCAGAACCACAGUUCCGAAAUCCACGAGUUGGAGCAUUGUUCAACAAGUGGCGUAAUGUGUGGCUAGUGGCGAUGGAGCGACAACGUAAGCUACAAGAUGCUCUUGACCACAUGAAUGAGCUGGAACGGCUCAAAAACUUUGAGUUUGAAGACUGGCGCAAACGAUACUUGCGCUGGAUGCAUCACAACAAAGCCCGCAUUAUGGACUUUUUCCGUCGCCAAGACCGAGACCGUGAUGGUCGUGUUACCCGCAAAGAGUUCAUCGAAGGCAUCAUAUCAUCCAAAUUCCCUACAUCUAAACUGGAGAUGGAGAAGGUUGCUGAUAUUUUUGACAAAGAUGGUGAUGGAUUUAUAAAUUACAAGGAGUUUGUGGCAGCACUUCGACCAGACAGAGAGGUAAAACCAGAGACAGACUCAGAACUCAUCCAGGAUGAGGUCCGGCGACAGGUGUGCAAGUGUACCUGUAUCAAACAGUUCAGGAUCCACAAGAUAGGCGAGGGCAAAUAUCGAUUUGGAGAUUCCCAGAAGCUGCGACUGGUUCGAAUUUUGCGCAGCACUGUCAUGGUGCGCGUGGGUGGUGGCUGGGUGGCCCUGGAUGAGUUCCUUGUAAAAAAUGAUCCCUGCCGAGAGUUCCAGUCUAUUGGCCUCUGGCGGCGCAAAUUUCGCUUAAAAAGACGAUUUCUUCAGCCGGAAGACCCCAAAGGCCGCACUAACAUGGAGCUACGAGAAAACUUCAUUCUAGCCUCAGGAGUUAGCCAGUCUAUGACUGGCUUCAUCACCAAGAGUCCUGCAGGAAGUUCACAAUCAGGUAGCUCCACCUACUCUGGCACCGGCAACUCCUUGAGCGGUCGGUCUGGAUCCUCCCUAGGCCCUAUCACCAAGAUUCGAGAAAAAACCCAGUAUCCUUCACCAUGGAAACAGCGAACUAGGGCAAGUCCUGAUGGUGAGGUCACACAAAUUAUGUCUAAGACAGAACCUGAUGGACUCAGAAUCACCAAAACAAAAGUAACUCGGGAUAUCCGCAGCCCUAGGAACAUCAGCAGUCCAGUGAGUCAAACUUCCAGUCACGCCAGCACUGGAACAGGCAGCAGGCCUGAGAGUCGGACAGGCAGCAGGCCUGAGAGUCGGACAGGCAGCGAAGGCUCCGAUGAGCGUGACCAAGAGGUAUUCACCACCAUGCAGACUGAGAAACGCAGUGUUGGUGGCCGCAAGGACACAACCUUGACCUACCAGACCCACGUUGUUGAAACACGUACUGUCACAUUACCUACUGUCACACACACUAAGAUUUCACGGAUUCCCAGAAGUUCUCCUGCCAAGAAGAAAUGAUCUUGUUUUUUAACAGAGGACUGUCAAAUUAGAACAGUUUUCUUCUUUAUAGUGAUUUUUCUUUUCUUACCUCUGCAAGUCUUUCAUGAAACAGAUGAGAGGUAUGUGCUUGGAAUAUGAUAUGCAUCUGUUUAUGACUUGGAGCUGCCAGAGAAGACCACGCCUCACUCUUGCUAAUCUCCCCUUGUCUCCCUUUGAGAGACUCCCCAUUCCCUUCACCCCCUCCACCAUGCACAUGCAGAUCUGCCUCCUUCCCAUUUGCCUGCUCCCAAGCUAAAUGUGCAGAGGACUGUUCGAUGUUGUGCACAGUGCCAACACCCUCCUGUUUGUGCCUCCAAACAAGAGUGGCUGGCUCCAGGUGUUACUGUUUGCUUGUUACCAAUGGCUCGUGUUCCAAAGUGCUUCAGCUGAUCAAGUGAUUAUCCAGCCAGGUGGCUGUGCUGGCAACUUGGCUGCAAUGAAUAUUUAAGGAGAAUUAUUUAUUGUUAUUGUCUUGUUUGACACACAAUCAUGCUGAGGUGGCAAAUGUAUGGUUCAUGUUUUGUUUGAAGGGGUAGGUGUCUUAGUGUGGAAACAUUGACAAAAAGCAUGAUGAAGUAUAAAUUGACUACUGCAACAUAGAUAAGAAUGAGACCAAAGGUUGCUGCUGCUACUAAAUUGUUUUACCGAUGUUUCUGUGGUCUGCUUUCUUAUCUGUGUUUGGUAGAUUUUUAUCCACACUAGAUGAUUCCUUCGUUUUUGUUUUUUUCCUUACUUGGUGUACAAAGCAUUUUUCGGAUCAUGGUGGCGAUGUACUGGAUGUGUGUGCACAUGUGCUGCUUGCAUUAGAAAUGGCAAAGAGCUUUACAUAUUGUGAUUAGCCACUGAACAAGAGAAAAAUUGUGCUGGAUUAGCUUGGUGCUAAGCUUGAUGAAAUGUGAGAAUGUGGAUUCCGGCAGACAUGCAGGUAUGUGGAUGCUAAACGGUUGUGUUUUCCUUGACCAUGAUGACCAAUAAAUGUGCACAUUGUGCAGAAAAAGCCGAAGCACAUGGUGCUUUUUUCACAAUGUGCAUUGCAUGUUUUUCUAGCCUAGUUCAUUUCUAUAUAAAAUGAUCAUAUUAUAUUUCUUCUUACAAGAGUAUGUUGGUGUGUUUGAUUUUUCCUUAUUUUUUAAAACCACAGGUACGAAAUAUCUGUUGACAGAUAAUAUAUCACAUGUAUUGGUCAGUUUUUUUAAGGCUAGGCUUUACAUAGUUUUGAUGUCACUUACCAAGUUACAUCACUUAAGGCUUACAUCUAGUUUACACGUAAGCAUUUUCAAAGAAUUCACUUUUUUUCCCCUUCUUCAACAUAUAUUUUUGUUUCCAUUUUCCAUUGUUUUUUAAAACAAACUUUUUUAAGGCUUAAAUAUAGUGAAAAGUACCCUUUACUGUGUGAUAUCUCAACCAGUUUGUAGUAAAAAAAUAAGAAAUAUAAUGGUGCAUGCAUGAUUAACUUGUAAAUGUGUUUAAUCAGUGCCAUCAACUGUACAGGAAUACCUUCAGAUUAACUUAUUUUUUACCUAUAUGUGUUAACAGUUUUUUGUAGCUAUUAUUCUUUUGCCCAUCAGUUCAUCUCAAUGUAAAAUUGAAUUUGAGAAAGGAUAAUAUAUUUCUUCAAUACCAUUCCUUUUCAUGUAUGAAAAGACGCUGCUGUGUGUUUGUAAUGGAAGCAAGCGCUGGCUAUGACACCAAAUCGUGUUGAUAUGUUCAUCGGCUGUCUUCAUUAUCAUUUUCUAUUAGCUUACAGCUUAACUGCAGUUGCUGUACAAGUCAUUAUUGGCAGGCUGCAUAAUACUGUAGAAAUUUCACCUAAUUAUAUUGGUUUUGUAUGGCCUUGCACCUCUGGGUGUCAGAAUAAUGUGUAAGAAAUAAAAUGCAAAGAAUCUCA